AUGGGAGCGAGCGGCUCGGGGAAAACCACGCUCCUCGACGUCCUCUCGGACCGCAUCUCUUCGCGCAACCUCACUGGGGAGAUCUCCUUGAACGGCGCUCCGGUGAAAGGCGAAACGAUCCGACGGCUGUCGGCGUACGUGAUGCAAGACGACCUCAUGUUUCCCGCGCUGACGGUCCGCGAGACGCUCAUGUACGCCGCGGAGUUGCGGCUUCCGCCGACGGUUAGCCACGCGGAGAAGGCGGAGAAGGUAAGCCGCCUCAUCCGCCUGCUGGGCCUUACCAAAGUGGAAAACUCCAAAAUCGGCGAUGAAAACAGCCGCGGAAUCUCCGGCGGCGAGAGGAAGCGCGUUGCGAUUGGCGUGGAAAUGAUAGGCGAUUCUAAGAUUCUGUUUCUGGAUGAACCCACGUCGGGGCUGGACUCUACCAGUGCGUUCCGAGUCGUGAAGGUGAUUAAGAGAAUCGCGGUGCGGACGGGGAGCAUUGUGGUGAUGGUUCUGCACCAGCCGAGCUUUCGCCUUCUGGGCCUUUUGGAUCGGCUGCUGCUGCUCGGCGCGGGUCGGAUGUUGUUUUUCGGGCAGCCCGCGCAGCUGCCCGAGUUCUUGUCCGCGUUCGGCUGCCCGCCGCCGCCGUUCGCGAACCCGACGGAAUUCGCUUUGGAUGUGAUUCAACGGCUGGGUCACGAGGCGGAGGGAGGCGCUAAGCGCGGCGAAGACGUGGACGAUGAGGAUGACGACGAGGAGGAAUAUGACGUGGAUGGUACCGAGAUUAUAAAGUGCCACGUGGCGGGGGAAGCUGCUGCGAAUAAUACAAAUGCGUCUGAACAUCUGGCCAGGCAACCGUCCGGCGAUUGCUGCGACGGGGAUACGGAGACGGAAGCCGAGAUGAAGACGGAAAACCUGACGGACAAGAGAGACGGAAUUCAACGGCUGGCCGCCUUCUUUACCGUCUGGUCACAAGGAGGCUCCAGCGGCGGUGGCGAUUCGUCCCGCGGCAGUAGCGAGGGCGGCGGGAGCUUUUCCAUCCCUCCGAGUAGCCCCUCCACGUGCUUCAGCCCGGAUCAGGCUGCAGUGGCGGCAGCGACUGCAGCGGCUGUAGCUGCUACAACUGCGGCUGCAGCGGCCGCAGCGGCGGCUGCAGCGGCCGCGGCGAACGGGAAUGAAAUGGUCACUAUCCCUACAGGCGCCUCAUCAGGUGUUACUUCAGGUGAUUCGCCGGAUGUUCGAGUGGCGGAAACUAACAGCGGCGGCGGCGGCGGCGGUGGUGCCAGCGCGCAGAUGGGGUUCCUCGGGGAGCGCCAAAGCGCGGGUGCGGCGCAGCUACAGCCUCUCGAGGAGCGCAAUUGCGCGGGCGCGGGCGCGCAGACAGAGCACUGUGGCGAGCGCAAGUACGCGAACGGGUGGUGGCGGGAGCUGCGCGUGCUGCUGAGCCGGUCCGUGCGCGUUAUCGCGCGCACCCCCGCGCUGUACCUGCUGCGCCUGCUGCUCAUCAUGGUCACGGGGCUGCUCAUCGCGUCGCUCUUCUGGCGCCCGCCCUUCAAUGCUGAGGGGCUGCACGAGCGGCUGGCGUUCAUCUCGUUCCUCGUGUGCACGCUCUUCUUCUCCUCCGCCGACGCCACGCCGCUCUUCAUCCAGGAGCGCAACAUAUUCAUCCGGGAAACAUCGCAGCACGCGUACAGGCCGUCCACAUACAUGGUGGCAUCGACUCUCGUGUACCUGCCUCUGCACGUGCUUAUGGCCCUCGCUAUCACUGCCGAGUCGUGGUGGUGUGUCAACCUGUCCGGUGGGGGGAGCUCGUUUGGCUUUGUGGUGCUUGUCUGCUUCUGCUGCCUCUUCACGGGGAAUGCCUACGCUACGUUCGUCAGUGCAGCUGUCAACAAUGUCAUCCUCGCCUACGCCAUUGUCAUCUCCACAAUGGCCAACUUCGCCCUCGUCUGCGGCUUCUACAUCCAGCGGCAGAGCAUCCCACCGUUCUGGAUCUGGCUGCACUACCUCUCGCCCAUCAAGUACGCCUACGAGGCAGUCACCCUCAAUGAGUUCGCCGCAGCCGGCCCCUCCACCUGCUACCAGCCCGCGGGGGAUCUCUUCACCGCCACGCCUCUCUCCGUGCUCCUCUCACCUGCUCAGGUGAAUCAGUCGCUAGCCGUGCUUCGCCCGGGGUUGGCUCGGACGCCGUUUGCGGAUUUGUCGGUGGGGACAUGCUUGCAGACGGGGCCGCAGCUGCUGGUGUAUUCGCUGGGGUUGACGCAGAUGAGCAAGUGGGAGUGUGUGGCGGUGCUGGUUGGGAUGGGGCAUUGGAGGGGUGCUUGCUGGUCUGGGGAUUCAUGUGAUGCGUUGAAGCGGAGAUCUGGGGAGGGAACACUCAAGCUGAGGUGCAUCGCACUUGAUGAUGGAGGUGUUGGCAGUAUCCUACGAUCACAUGCGGGUGCAAGCAGUAAGGCGUUGCCAUGGAGGCCAGGUGAUUGA
This is a messenger RNA of Closterium sp. Naga37s-1, 2463 nucleotides long. The record is from the annotation of a GenBank genome assembly. NCBI's taxonomy places the organism in Eukaryota, Viridiplantae, Streptophyta, Zygnematophyceae, Desmidiales, Closteriaceae.